UAAAGUCAGAUGGCGGAGAUAGAGAAAGUUCCUAAAAAAAUGUUCUCUCCAAAAAGUACCAUAUCUUUGGACGAAAUGUUCAGUCAAGCAGCUCUUGUAUUCCCCGAUAACCUAGCUGUGACAUAUAUUAAUGAACUUAAACAAGAAGAUCUAACUUAUCAGGAAGUAGACAAGAAAGCUCUUCAAAUCUCAUCCUACCUCAAAACGUUUUGCAAACUCCAGAACACUGUUGUUGGAAUAUAUACCAGGAUAAUGCUUGGUUUUAUAGCUUGUAUGAUUGGAGUUUUACGAAUUCCAGCAGCCUUUGCACCUAUUGGUUUGGACUGGCCUGUUAAAAUGGUAAAGCAAUUUAUUGAAACUUCUGGUGUUAAUGUUGUGGUAGUGAACGUGGAUUUGCUUGAAAAAUUUAAUCAAGUUCUCAGGCUGUUAGAGGGUUCAAAUAAAACCUUCAGACUGAUCACUGAGUGUGAGGUUCUCAAAUUGAAUGGCUUUGUAGUUGCUGUAGCAAAUGAGCCAAUUGUUUCACCUGAUUAUGAACAGUCUUUGGGUUAUGUCAUGCAAACGUCUGGAACCACAGGGAGCCCAACAGUAGUCAAAGUUCCACAUGCCUGUAUUGUUCCCAAUAUAACUAGCUUGGCUAAAAUAUUUGGAAUGACUGAUAAAGAUUCUGUAGCUGUUGUUUCACCUUAUACUUUUGAUCCAUUCAUCGUGCAAGUUUUUCUUGCUCUGUCCUCUGGGGGUCGAGCUGUGGUUGUAUCAGAUGCUUUCAAGCUGCAGACUGGAAAACUUUGCCAGAUACUGUUUGAUGAUUUGAAGAUUUCUUUAUUUCAGCCAACACCAUAUCUUAUGUACUUAAUUGGCCAGGAAAGAAUAAGAAGGAACAUCCUUGGACAACAAUCUCCRUUGAGAAUUCUAGCUUUUGGUGGCGAGUCUUGUCCUACACUUUCUGUCCUACAAAAGUGGAARCAUCACAAUUGUGAAACAAGGCUGUUCAAUCUGUAUGGUAUAACUGAAGUUUCAAGUUGGGCUUCAUGUUUUGAAAUAACAGAUAAAGAAUUGAACGAUAAGGACACAAUUGGUUCUAGAAAGAGGGUCGUAGUUGAAGAUGAAGUGAUGGAUAUUAAUGAGGACAGUGUACCACUGGGCUUCCCUUUAGAGGACACUAUCCUUGAAGUGAGGGAUGAGAAUGGAUUAAAGAUAGAUGAAGGAGUUGGCUGUAUAUUUAUUGGUGGACGAAACAGAGUCUGUUACCUUGGCAACGAAACUUCCUUCCAUCCAGGUACCAUGCGAUCAACUGCUGAUCUUGGUUACAUCGAAGAAAACAAACUAUGGUUUAUUGGACGCAAGAACAGAAGCAUUAAGAGACAAGCCAAAAACAUAAGUCUAGAUUGGUUGGAGCGAAGCCUUUCUAAGGCCUUUCCUGACUUUAUAUUUUGUGCUGUGGCAGAUACUUUGUCAGAUGCUCCACAAAAUGAAAUAUAUCUGUUUGUGAAACCAGAAACUUCGUACAACGAAAGACCGUUCCUAACGUCGUUAAAAAGGGAGCUUCGCGAAGCUUUCCCUCCUUAUGCUUGCCCUGAUUAUGUCGGCAUYGUAAGCACAAUACCUUUGACUUCGCACGGGAAAGUCGACACGAGGGCUUUGCUUAAAAAUUGUCGAGAAGAAAAAAAUUUAAGUUUAGGGGAAUCAGUUGAGGAAAUUCUGAAAAAUAUAUGGUUGAAUGGAAUUACGCUGGAAGACGAUUCUACUGUGGCUUCUUCAAAGAGAGGUGUUUACGGACCAGGAGAACAAGGGGAUCAAGCGAAUACUAAUCGUUCUACCCUAGACAUGCCGCCACAAGUGGAAAGCGAAGACAUGUUUGUUGAACAUGGUGGAUCUUCGCUUGCUGCAUUGAGAGUUGCUAACGAAAUCAAAACAUGGUUUCAUCAGGAUGUAGGAUCACGAGAUGAAGAACUAUCAGAACUUGUUGAUGUUAUUUUAAACAGCUCGUUUGGAAAACUCUGCGCGUAUAUCAAGGCAAGAGUUGCGGAUAAAAGCUGCAAUCGUGAGGGAACGAUUGGUGAAAACAUGGUGGAGAAUACCAGUGCUAGUCAAGGCGAUUUUCAUUUGGCUUCUGCAGAUGAAAAUGAAAAUUCAUCCGAGUUUUGUACACGGAUUGGAAUAACUUCAAAGCCAUCCAAGAACAAUGAUGACAGAGAGGUGAAAACGUCAGUUUCGCUUAAGAGGAGAAAGAUCGAAGAUAAUGGUAAGCAUACACAUCCAACAGAGGCUGCUACUGGCAAUUUUAGUUGUUUUUGUUCCAUUCAACGAGGCAUGCGUGCGACAACUUGCUCAUCUUGCACGGCAUCCGGAAUACACGGUGGCGUAGAGCAUUCCCAAGGGGCUCUCGAGGCUAGCUUAUCUUUAAAGUGGAAAACCAACUUCCAUAAAUGCAUAGAUGCUUCUCCUCUGGUGGUCGGUACGAACGAUAAGGACUUGGCGGUCGUGUAUUUGGGAUCCCAUGCUCAUGUGCUCAAGGCAGUUUAUCUAGCUAGUGGUAUGAUUUUGUGGGAAACAUGUCUUGGUGACAGGCUAGAGUCGUCAGCUGCAUUAUCAAAAUGUGGUCUUUAUGUCAUUGUAGGAUGUUACGAUGGCAAGGUUUACGUACUAAACCGUAGCAACGGACACGUUGUCUGGACAUAUCAAACUAGUGGGCCAGUAAAAAGCUCCCCCUGUGUGGACCCCUCCACGAGGCUGGUAUGGAUCGGAUCACAUGACCACCAUCUGUACGCGCUUGAUGUCAAUCAAAGGGAUUGUAUCGCUUCUAUUGAUUGUGGCAGUUCUUGCUUCAGCUCGCCUUGGAUACUGCAUAAUCCUCACUUGGUAUUCAUUGGUACCUUAGGGGGACGACUUUUCUGUGUGGACGCUUCAACGCAAUCAAUUAAAUGGAGCAAGCAGUGCCCUCAGCCUAUCUUUUCGUCGCCUCUAGCUACGUCUCAGGCAGUAGUUUACGCAUGCGUCAAUGGAAUAGUUUACUGCUGUGAUCUCGAUAGAAAACCCCUAUGGGAAUUCAAGACAGGAGAUCCUGUAUUUAGUUCACCGACAAUGUUUUGGUCUUCUGUAGCGAAUSAAAGCAAAGGCUACGUCUUGUUCGGUUCUCAUGAUGGGUUUGUUUAUUGCCUCUCAGAUUCUGGUGAAAUGAGAUGGAAGUUCAAAACAGAUUCUCAGGUCUACUCCACGCCGUUCGUUGCACCAGUUGUCCGAGAAUUGAAGAAACCUUCCGAGGUCACUGAUAAAAUCAUGAACUGUUCGUCACACUUGCAAAUGGACAUUCCUGACAUUAAGAUGUCAUCAGAACACGCUCGAAACACUUCUGGAUCUACGAUUGAAGGAAGGGGUGUGAUGUCCUCUCGUAAUGACCCCGUCGUAGUAGUCUGUUCUAUUCAGGGUACGAUCUACUGCCUUUCCUUGGAUGAAGGUCAUCUUGUUUCGUCUUGGUCCUUCCCUGGUCAGGUGUUCUCUUCACCAAUCUUAGUUGGUAACGAUAUUUUGGUUGGUUGUAGAGAUGAUUUUUUGUAUUGUUUGACAAUAAACUGAGUAACAACACUCAAAUAAUAACUCCCGGACCAUCUAAUAAUCCACUGAUGUYACAGUUGUGUGGGCAGCCAUUAAUUAUUACAUUGAGGUCAGUGCACGUGGYCAGGAGCGUAAACCAAUCCUAUUUUGCAGUUAGACUUUCAGAAGGCAGUCACAGCAGAUGAGAGACCUCUAGGAUUAGGUUUACCGCUAGGGAUUAGGCCCAGAAACACGGAGAAUGAACACUCAGCAACAAUGAAAUUCUAUAUGGCGACCCUUCCAGCAACAACUUCGUUAUGACGACUUGCUGAAGGUCGAAAGCUUGACGGGAAACGCCUGACGUCGAACUGCAGUUUGAGGUUUGCGGUACCCGCUUCCAAGAACUUCUAAUUACUGAGAUUUCACCUGGGCUGGAUAUUCUUUUCCAUUGCUGUUUUCCUGCGAACCUGGCAAGCCCAACGUGAACCUUUAUUUCAUGAAGAUUUGAAGCUGUCGUCAAACCGAUAUCAUUCAACUUAUUAUUAUUUCAUUAUUGUUAUCAUUCAUAUGAUAAUUCAUGAAAAUUUCAAGCAGACUUUCAUCACACUGAUAACAUUAAAAAUGAAUACCAUUGUAAGUUCAACCCACACUUGCAAACCGUUUUAUUACAUUAAUACUCGUGGCUUUAUUCAAAUCAAUUGUGAUAAAACUUAUUGAAGCAACUUAUAUUUUAAACAUAAAGURAUAAAUAAUACAAUUUUCUAUCUUUAGUCCUAUCCGCAGUUGGAGCACGAGGGUGGCUUUCCCCAGACCGUAGACUGAAUCACUUAACUAAACUAGUUAGUAAACUAAUAGAGGGUUAAUAAAUCUUAUUUCAAGGGCGGAUCCAGGAUUCCUAGAAGGGGGAAACUAUUACAAAGUUUUACCAGGAAUGYGAGGAAUAUACUGAAAUUUUUUUGAAAAAGGGCGGUGACUUGUCAUCUAUUUUACCACCCCUGGAUUUUCCUCUGUACUUUCAUUGUUUUAUUCUAGAWACUGUUUCACUGUCUAGGGAAAAUCCCUCUUAUAAAGGAAGGCGUGUAGUAGGAUCGUGAUUCACCUCUUUUUACCGGCCACUUGACAAUUCCCUGAAGGUGGCCACUAAUAGCGGUUUUACUAUUAAUAUUUGUUCAUAAUUAAGUUUCCUGCUCGAUCAUUUCGAGUUUUGUUAACAUAGUCCAACAUUUUCUUGGAAUAAGUUUGUCAUCUGUACUUUUCCUUUGAGUCAUUGYCAUUCUGAAGAAAUCCAAAUUUGGCAAGGUUUCUUUCUCAUCUUCAUCUAAUGGGGCCGUCAGUAAAGAGAGAUGGUUCUGUUUAUACACAAUAGGUUAAAUACACCAACAAGUCACGUGGUCUACCUCUGUUGGAUGUCAUGCAUGGACAUCUUUUGGGUUCAUAUCUCAUAUACAAUUCUACUUAAUUU
Messenger RNA from Actinia tenebrosa (Australian red waratah sea anemone), 4996 nucleotides. RefSeq names its product beta-alanine-activating enzyme. Lineage: Eukaryota; Metazoa; Cnidaria; Anthozoa; Actiniaria; Actiniidae. The record is from RefSeq and is a predicted model, not a curated record. Gene Ontology annotation, biological process: amino acid activation for nonribosomal peptide biosynthetic process. Gene Ontology annotation, molecular function: protein binding.